Penicillium subrubescens is the source of this 654-nucleotide messenger RNA. RefSeq lists its product as uncharacterized. The coding region runs from base 1 to 654 and encodes 217 amino acids. The transcript has 2 exons. NCBI's taxonomy places the organism in Eukaryota, Fungi, Ascomycota, Eurotiomycetes, Eurotiales, Aspergillaceae. The record is from RefSeq and is a predicted model, not a curated record.
AUGGCUCGUGGAAUGUGGUUCUAUCGCGUCCUCGGUGCUUAUGUCCUUAGCGACCGUCCGCCCUACAGCUACGAAUUUGAUGAGGACCUUUCCGAUUUAGCGACAGAGGGAACAAAGAGCGAAGAAGAGCAGCUAACGAAGAAAAGAAGGAAAUUUGAGGCUGGCGAAAAGGAAAGCGAAAAUGACGAAGACGAAGAGGAAGACAGCGCAUCUGAGAGAUCACAUGCUGAUUUUUUGGCCGACGUUUACUACGAAUUCAAAGAAAUAAGCGAAGGACGAAAAAGGGAGCUUGCACGGGAACAACAAGUUAUACUCGACAUGAUUCAGUCCGAAAGCGAAAUGGAAAACAAGGUCAACCAGGCAUACCGUUCUUUCAUGGACGCCCAAAAGGAGGACAAACUGACCUCCUUACCGUCUCUUCAUGCCACCACUUACAUUAUUCAUUGCCGUGACCAACCAAGAUAUUUCUAUAAUGGAUUGAGACCGGGAUAUGUUGAAUUUUACCGCCUACCAGUGGAGGAUAACUUUGGUUCCAAUCCACCGCCAGAUUCUGACCCGAAGAGCAUGUACGGGCAUAUCUAUAUCAACGCAAGCAACGGCAUCGAGUUUAAACCAUUUGAUCGGCCCGAGGAAUUCAGUGGUCCGAUUUCAUAA